Molecule: messenger RNA, 5290 nt
Organism: Xiphophorus hellerii (green swordtail)
Lineage: Eukaryota; Metazoa; Chordata; Actinopteri; Cyprinodontiformes; Poeciliidae
Gene: ago4
Product: argonaute RISC component 4
Exons: 19
Coding region: 183-2822 (879 amino acids)
Molecular function (GO): protein binding; RNA binding
Source: RefSeq, a predicted model, not a curated record
GGCACAUGCGCAGCUCGAAAUCCCCAGCAGUACCAACGGUGAGUCCGACAGCAGCAGCCAGCGGAGCGUCCAUCUCCAGUUUCCUUUAAUCAGACACCAACAGCUUCGACAUACCGCCCCCAAUUUCAGCCUCGGUACGGAGCCGCCAGGCCGGGACAGAGACGGAGAGAGAGGCCUCGGCCAUGGAAGCGCUCGGACCAGGCCCGCCUGCCCCCACCUCUCUCUUCCAGCCUCCGCGUCGUCCCGGCCUCGGCACGGUGGGGAAACCCAUCCGGCUCCUCGCCAACCACUUCCAGGUUCAGAUACCCAAGAUUGACGUCUACCAUUAUGACAUCGAGAUCAAGCCGGAGAAACGCCCCCGGCGGGUCAACAGGGAGGUGGUGGACACCAUGGUGCGACACUUUAAGAUGCAGAUCUUUGGGGACCGGCAGCCGGGCUACGACGGGAAGAGGAACAUGUACACGGCUCAUCCGCUACCGAUUGGCAGAGACAGGGUGGACCUGGAGGUGACCCUGCCGGGCGAGGGGAAGGACCAGACCUUCAAGGUGUCCCUACAGUGGGUGUCGGUGGUGAGCCUGCAGAUGCUGCUGGAGGCGCUGUCGGGUCACCUGAACGAGGUUCCCGAGGACUCGGUCCAGGCGCUGGACGUCAUCACACGGCACCUGCCCUCCAUGAGGUACACCCCGGUGGGGCGCUCCUUCUUCUCUCCUCCAGAGGGAUACUACCACCCUCUGGGUGGAGGCCGGGAGGUUUGGUUCGGCUUCCAUCAGUCCGUCCGGCCGGCCAUGUGGAACAUGAUGCUCAACAUCGACGUGUCGGCUACGGCUUUCUACCGCGCUCAGCCCGUCAUCGAGUUCAUGUGUGAAGUGCUGGACAUCCAGAACAUCAACGAACAGACCAAACCGCUGACGGACUCACAGAGGGUCAAGUUCACCAAGGAGAUCAGAGGUCUGAAGGUGGAAGUGACGCACUGCGGCCAGAUGAAGAGGAAGUACCGCGUGUGUAACGUGACGCGCCGACCCGCCAGCCACCAAACGUUCCCGCUGCAGCUGGAGAACGGCCAGGCCAUGGAGUGCACGGUGGCCCAGUACUUCAAGCAGAAGUACAGCCUGCAGCUCAAGUAUCCUCAUUUACCCUGCCUGCAAGUCGGGCAGGAGCAGAAGCACACCUACCUUCCUCUGGAGGUCUGCAACAUCGUGGCCGGUCAGCGCUGCAUCAAGAAGCUCACCGACAACCAGACGUCCACCAUGAUCAAAGCUACGGCGCGCUCCGCCCCCGACCGGCAGGAGGAGAUCAGCCGCCUGGUCAAAAGCAACAGCAUGGUCGGGGGCCCGGACCCCUACCUGAAAGAGUUCGGCAUCGUUGUGCACAAUGACAUGACAGAGGUGACGGGGCGUGUCCUCCCAGCGCCCAUGCUGCAGUAUGGGGGCCGGGUGAGUACAGACACAGGGAGGGACUGUGGCAGGGGACUCUCUCCGCAGAAUAAGACCGUGGCCACUCCCAACCAGGGGGUGUGGGAUAUGAGAGGGAAGCAGUUCUACGCCGGCAUAGAGAUCAAGGUGUGGGCCGUGGCCUGCUUUGCCCCCCAGAAACAAUGUCGGGAGGACCUGCUCAAGAGCUUCACCGACCAGCUGAGGAAGAUCUCCAAAGAUGCCGGGAUGCCGAUCCAGGGCCAGCCGUGCUUCUGUAAAUACGCCCAGGGAGCCGACAGCGUAGAGCCCAUGUUCAAACACCUCAAGAUGUCCUACGUAGGUCUUCAGCUGAUCGUUGUCAUCCUGCCUGGAAAAACGCCCGUCUACGCUGAGGUGAAGCGGGUGGGAGACACCCUGCUGGGCAUGGCCACGCAGUGCGUCCAGGUGAAGAACGUGGUGAAGACGUCGCCCCAGACUCUGUCCAACCUCUGUCUGAAGAUCAACGCCAAACUGGGAGGCAUCAACAACGUCCUGGUUCCUCAUCAGAGGCCCUCCGUGUUCCAGCAGCCCGUCAUCUUCCUCGGCGCCGACGUCACUCAUCCUCCAGCGGGCGAUGGGAAGAAGCCGUCCAUCGCAGCGGUGGUGGGAAGCAUGGAUGGUCACCCCAGCCGAUACUGUGCAACAGUUCGAGUCCAGACGUCCCGACAGGACAUGUCCCAGGAGCAACUCUUCAGUCAGGAAGUGAUCCAAGAUCUGACCAACAUGGUGCGGGAGCUGCUCAUCCAGUUCUACAAGUCGACCCGCUUCAAGCCCACACGGAUCAUUUACUACCGCGGUGGCGUCUCCGAGGGACAGAUGAAGCAGGUGGCGUGGCCGGAGCUGAUCGCCAUCAGGAAGGCGUGCAUCAGUCUGGAGGAAGACUACAGGCCCGGAAUCACCUACAUCGUGGUCCAGAAGCGCCACCACACUCGCCUGUUCUGCUCCGACAAAGCCGAGCGGGUUGGGAAGAGUGGGAAUGUUCCGGCUGGGACCACGGUGGACAGCACCAUCACACACCCGUCGGAGUUCGACUUCUACCUGUGCAGCCACGCUGGAAUUCAGGGAACCAGCCGUCCGUCCCACUACCACGUCCUGUGGGACGACAACUGCUUCACAGCCGACGAACUGCAGCUCCUCACCUAUCAGCUGUGCCACACCUACGUCCGCUGCACACGCUCUGUCUCCAUCCCGGCCCCGGCCUACUACGCCCGGCUGGUGGCCUUCCGCGCUCGUUACCACCUGGUGGACAAAGACCACGACAGCGCUGAGGGCAGCCACGUGUCGGGUCAGAGUAACGGCCGGGACCCGCAGGCGCUGGCCAAGGCCGUCCAGAUCCACUAUGACACCCAGCACACCAUGUACUUCGCCUGAGCUGAGCGUCUUCCUGUGGAUCUUCUCCUCUUCCUCGUCUCUCUGUCCUCGUCUCUCUUCUUCAUCACUCUGUUUUUAUUUUCUGACUCUGCACCAAAGCGGCUCGGCUGCCGGUCAAACGCAGCUUCGCAGGGCGCUUUCUGACCGGCCUUUUCCUGCCCGGGCCGCCGUUUCUCAACCAGCAACCUAGCACUGUGGGCCCCCAGGGGCCCCGAUGCACAACCGAAAAAACAAAAACAAACCCCACACACACAAACGACCAGUCGAGCCAUUGUUUUGAGUUUGUUUUUGUUUUUUCUUCUAUGAAUGUCUGCACUCGUGGCGUGUUUGUAAGAAACUCGGAGCCGCGGAGCGCCGCCUGGGCGCGUCCUCGGCUCUCCCAGCUAAGCAGGACUCUGAUCUACUUUACCUCAAAGCCCCUCGGGGCCAAAUCUGUCACAAGGUCUGGGGUUCGUCGGGUGGUGGGAGGGAGGCGCAGGGGCUUGACCUUUUAAGAAUGAAAUAUUAUAUAUAUUAUAUUUUUCCUUUUUAUGAGUGUGUGUUGAAACUUUCUCCUUUUCGGUCUUUUACAAGCGAGGUGACCUGUGUGUCCAUGCUUCCCCUCAUCUGUGUGUGUGUGUGUGUGUGUGUGUCGGUGGUGUAUGAGUGUGUGUUUGAUGGCAGGCCACUGAACUGUAAAGGGAAACUAGGAGAGAACUGCUGUAAAUGCCUCAGAUGACUCGUUUUUAUAUUCACACAUACAGGACAUAUAAGCAUAUAUUUACACCUGCAGAGCAGCGCCUCCUGGAGGCAGCGGAGGGAAUCUGUGGGGGUGUAGCAGGGGGGUGGGAGCUGAAGGUGGCGCUGCCGGCCGGGUUUGUUAGCGGCCUCCUCAUUGCACUGACCCGAGGCCGCUCUAUCAGUCUCUUUAUGCAUUUCUACAUCCAACGAAGCAGAUUUGUAAAGUUUAAUAUAAAGCGUUUGGUGGUUGUUGUUUAGAGCUCGUAGUUUACCCUCGAUGUCGUCGUCGUUGUUGUUUAUUGUUGUCGAUGUUACUGUUGUGAUGAACUUUUACGGCGGACGGCCGGCGGCGGGUUUAAUCUUUAUUUGUAGCAUUCUGGUUCAGGCCGAGGAGGAGGAGGUGGAUUCAUGCUUCCUCUCAUGUGAUUGGUUCAGUGUAGCAGCUUCCGAUCGGAUCGAUGGAGACAAUCAGGAGGGAUCUGAAACGACUUCACCGGAGCAAACGCACCGCCAAGUCUGGGCGGUGUUGGCUUCGUGUUUUUAUUUUUUAACACUGGACUAAACUAGCACUGCGUUGACAGUGGAGCCCCCUGGUGGUGUGAGGCAGGAGUGGCCGGCGUGCACGCCUCAUUCAGGUGGCGGCGCUCAGCGGAAACCCUUUUGUAAUAAACCGCCCGUAAAGCUGCAGGUUUACUAUGAAUGAGUUUGAGCACCUUCCUGUUGGCGGCGUGCACACUGGCGUGGCGCGGUGAGGGGGCGGGGCUUAUGAUCACUCCCAGAGCAAUAUGAACCUCGAUCAAACGAAGCGAUAAUGAAUCUCCUCUUCUGUAACUGAUUAUUAUUUUCUGAAGCUUGGUUUGUUUUCUUUGCUCGUGUCAAUCAGUGGGGACGUGCAUUCAGUGGCGUCAGCAGGCCAUUGCCGGCUUCCGCGCGUUUAGUAUCGGCGUAUGCGUUUUCUGCCGGCAACGUUGACGCCUAUUCGACGACGUCAACCUGCGUUGACGUCGUCGUAGUUUAGACCGUUUCCUUUAACUCGUUGUAGAUUUGCUCGCCUGCAUGCUGGAGUUUCGUCCUUUAAAAAACUAUUAAAACCUUUUUCAAUCAUAUUUAUUAUAAGAAAAGAUCUAAAGUUUGGGGUAAAUGUUUUUAGCCUAGCAAUAUUGUCCCGUCUCGCUGUUUCUGAGGCUCCUCUGAGGAUCACGGGGCGGCGGACGGCGCCGGCUCUUUGCGUCGUGUUCAGAUCCAAACGAGGUACUUUGAUCAAACGUGGACCCGUUAAAGAGCCGGCCCGCUCCUCCGGGCCGGGUCAGCCGGGGAACAGGGACCUCCUGUUGCCAUGGUGACUCUGAGUCCCUCCUCUUUGCGGUCCAGAGGCGCCGGCACAGCACCAGGUCCGGUUUUUAACCUUUUUAAAGAGGCUCCCUGGUUCCGUGGCCCGUUUUAACAGGAGAGCAUGAAUUAUUUUCAAUUCCUCUCACUUUGAUAUCUGUUUAUAUCUCGAUGGAUUUGUAAUUUUCUGUAUUGUGCAUUUCAUUUUGUUUUUACCUCUUUGGUUCCUGUUGGGGGGGUUGUUAAACUUCUGAGUGAAGGGUUCUGUUGGACUGUUCUGUUUGGACCGUAGAGCAGAAGGCCAUUCACUUGUUAUAAUUAUUAUUAUUAAUAUUAUGUGACAUGUUAAUUUUUUUUAGCCUGCAGGGAAAUCUUGUGUUCAUGUGCAAAGUAAUAAAUUGGUAUUUUAAGCCCAUAAA